This is a messenger RNA of Paramecium sonneborni, 819 nucleotides long. The record is from the annotation of a GenBank genome assembly. NCBI's taxonomy places the organism in Eukaryota, Ciliophora, Oligohymenophorea, Peniculida, Parameciidae.
AAAACACGUCAAUAUGAUGAAUGAUUUCAAUAGUUGGUAUAAAACACAGCCACUUUUUACAAGAACAUAUGUAAGUAUUUUAGUGUUAUUUGGAUUAAUUGGAAAAUUCAAGCCAGCUUAUUUAUGGUAUUUAAUGUUCGAUUUUAAUAAAAUAUUAAGUCUCUAAGUAUUUAAACAACUUAAAAAUUAGAUACAUAGAUUAUUUACUCAUUACUUUUUCAGUGGAACAUUAAGUUUUAGUUUUAUCUUUCAUUUGCUAUUUAUAAUCUUUUGCAUUAAGAACUGUGAAAUAAUGUUCGAAGGUUCUAAUUAUGCAGAUUUUUACUACAUGAUUCUUUACUUUUUUAUAACUGGAGAUGUAAUACAAUUAUUUAUGUAGAUUAUGAGUUGGUUAUUUGAUUAUGCAUAUUUAUCAUCUGCAUUUUGUUUUGCAUUAAUCUAUGUCUGGUGCAAAAGAAAACCAUUUGAAACUGUGAGAUUUUAUUUUGGAUUUCAGUUUAAGAGUGAAUAUUUUCCAUGGGUUUUAAUAGGGUUUCAUGCUAUUACAGAUUAAGAUAUAGUUUAGGAUCUUAUUGGUUUAGGAAUUGCUCAUUCAUAUUUAUUAUUAAAAGAUUUUCUUCCAGUCACUCAUAGUAUUGCAUUAUUAGAAACACCUCAAUUUUUGUAAACAUUUUAUUUUUAUUAUAUCAUAGUAAAAACUUUGUGAAUAAACAUAUUGUUAAAUAUGCACCAUUUGCAAGAAACAGAUUUAAUAAUUAGUAAUUCUAAUAACCAUAAAGAUAAAAUUUCUUUUAAGGAUAAGGAAUACGUUUAGGAUGA